Saccostrea echinata is the source of this 3684-nucleotide messenger RNA. RefSeq names its product ubiquitin-like modifier-activating enzyme 1. The record is from RefSeq and is a predicted model, not a curated record. The transcript is spliced from 26 exons. The coding region runs from base 207 to 3359 and encodes 1050 amino acids. Gene Ontology annotation, molecular function: ubiquitin activating enzyme activity. NCBI's taxonomy places the organism in Eukaryota, Metazoa, Mollusca, Bivalvia, Ostreida, Ostreidae. Gene Ontology annotation, cellular component: cytoplasm; nucleus. Gene Ontology annotation, biological process: ubiquitin-dependent protein catabolic process; protein ubiquitination; DNA damage response.
AUUUAUCAAUCAGAAAAUAGCUGGGAAACACCGUGUUAGUCAACGCUAAAAACACAAACGUGACGACAGAUUUUUAUAAAACUGCUAAUUUUCGAGAAAGUUCGUUCGAUCUUAUUUAACUGCUGUUAGUAAAACAUUGGACUUCAAGUGACUGUUUUAUUUUGGAUACAAAUUAUAUAGAUCUAUGUGUAUUGGAUUUAUCUUUGAUGUCCAAUUGCACUGAUUCUGAAAGUCCCCCAGCCAAGAAAGCUAGAACAGAAGCAAACGGUACUUCUAAUUCCAGAGAGACAGACAGUUUGACUGCUAUGGCUCAAAAUGGGACAGUUGACGGGAAAGGUGAAAUUGAUGAAAGUCUGUACUCCAGACAAUUAUAUGUGCUUGGCCACGAGGCCAUGCGACGGAUGGCCAACUCCAACGUCCUGAUAGCAGGAAUGAAGGGUCUAGGAGUGGAGAUAGCUAAGAACGUGGUACUGGGAGGGGUUAAAUCUGUCACCAUACAGGACACAGAGAAGGCGGACUGGAACGACCUCAGCUCACAGUUUUUUCUGGGUGAAAAAGAUAUUGGAAAGAACCGAGCUGAGGUGACCUGCCCUGAACUGGCAGAGUUAAACACCUAUGUUCCUGUUAAUCUGAGCACAGACCCGCUCACUGAGACAUUUGUUAAACAGUUUCAGGUUGUUGUCCUGACCAACUCAAAUCUGGAAGAACAAAUCAAAAUAGGAGAGAUCUGCCAUAAUAACAACAUUAAAUUCAUAAGUGUCGACACUAAGGGACUGUUUGCAGAGCUGUUUUGUGACUUUGGGGAGAAUUUUUCUGUUAUUGAUGUGGAUGGGGAGGAACCCAUAACAAACAUGGUGGCUGCCAUUACAAAGGAUAAGGAGGGUGUGGUAACAUGCCUGGAUGAAGCUCGUCACGGUUAUGAAGAUGGAGAUUAUGUCACAUUCUCUGAGGUUCAGGGAAUGACGGAGUUAAAUGGGUGUAAACCAAUUAAAAUUAAAGUGCUGGGACCUUACACAUUCAGUAUUGGAGACACUACAAAGUAUUCAAACUAUCUAAGAGGGGGAGUAGUAACUCAAGUCAAGAUGCACAAAAAUAUUCAGUUUAAAUCAAUCAAGGCUGCUUUAGAUGAUCCAGAAUUCCUCAUGACAGACUUUGCUAAGUUUGAUCGCCCAGGUCAAUUACAUAUUGGAUUCCAGGCACUGUAUGAAUUCCAAAAACAAAAAGGACAGUUGCCUCGGAGUCGAUGCAAAGCUGAUGCUGAUGAAUUCCUGGUCAUAGCUAAAGCAUUGAAUGAAAAGUCCAAGGCCAAAGUGGAGGAACUGGAUGAGGAUGUGAUGAGGGAGAUGGCCUACACUUGUCGGGGUGACCUCUGUCCACUAGCUGCCAUCAUGGGGGGAGUGGCAGCCCAGGAGGUCAUGAAGGCUUGUUCAGGAAAGUUUAACCCUGUGUACCAGUUUAUGUAUUUUGAUGCCUUGGAAUGCUUACCAGCAGACAAAGACAAAGUGCUUACAGAGGCAAACUGUAAACCAACAAACAGUAGAACAGAUGGACAGGUAGCUGUGUUUGGCUCAGAAUUCCAGGAAAAGAUCGGAAACUUGAGAUACUUCUUGGUAGGAGCUGGGGCCAUUGGCUGUGAGAUGUUGAAGAACUGGGCCAUGAUGGGGUUGGCUUGUGGAGAGAAUGGACUUGUGUAUGUGACAGACAUGGACACUAUAGAGAAAUCUAACCUUAACAGACAGUUCCUCUUCAGACCUUGGGAUGUACAGAAACCCAAAUCUUCAACGGCAGCUAAAGCCGCCAAAGCCAUGAACCCCUAUCUGAACAUCACCCCCCAGGAAAACAGAGUUGGUCCUGACACAGAGAACAUCUACACAGAUGAUUUCUUUGAGAAGUUGGAUGGUGUUGCCAAUGCCCUGGAUAAUAUUGAUGCCAGGAUGUACAUGGACAGGAGGUGUGUGUACUACAAUAAACCCCUGUUGGAGUCAGGAACUCUGGGGACCAAGGGAAACGUUCAGGUCGUCAUUCCAAAGCUGACUGAAUCCUACUCAUCCUCGCAAGAUCCGCCUGAGAAAUCCAUCCCUAUCUGUACUCUUAAGAACUUUCCUAAUGCCAUAGAGCAUACACUUCAGUGGGCCAGAGAUCAGUUUGAAGGAUUGUUUGUACAGCCUAUUGAAGGUGCACUUCAGUACGCCACAGACCCUAAGUUCAUGGAACGGACUGCCAAACUUCCAGGAACACAACCUUUGGAGACUUUGGACAGUAUAAAGAAGGCCUUAGUAACAGAACGUCCCUCCAAUUUCCAGGACUGUGUGGCAUUCGCCAGGAAUUUGUUUCAGGAGAACUACAAUAACAACAUUCGUCAGCUUCUGUUUAAUUUCCCACCAGACCAGGUGACUAGCUCUGGAGCCCCAUUUUGGUCUGGUCCAAAACGAUGUCCUCAUCCCCUAGAAUUUGAUGUAAAAAAUGAAACCCAUGUGGAAUUUAUAACCUCUGUUGCUAAUCUUCGGGCAGAGAUGUAUGGUAUUAAACAGAAUAAAGAUCGGAAGGCUAUCUGUGAUAUGGUAUCUAAGGUCAAAGUUCCUGAGUUUAAGCCCAGGUCUGGAAUUAAGAUCGAGGUGACAGAUGCUGAACUAGAGGGCAGACAUUCAGGAAGUGUAGAUGCUGAUGCCUUUGAAAAACUCCAGAAGGAACUGCCCCCUGUGGAAGAAGUAAAAUCUAUGAAGUUAGUUCCCAUUGAGUUUGAGAAAGAUGACGAUACUAAUUUCCAUAUGGAUUUUAUCGUAGCUACAUCAAACCUACGAGCUGAGAACUAUGACAUUCCACCAGCUGAUAGACAUAAGAGCAAGUUGAUUGCUGGAAAAAUUAUUCCUGCCAUUGCAACAACUACAGCUCUUAUAACAGGCCUAGUAGCUAUUGAACUGAUCAAGCUCAUCCAAGGUCAUAAUAAACUUGAGUAUUACAAGAACGGAUUUGUUAACCUGGCCCUUCCAUUCUUUGCAUUCUCAGAGCCUAUUGCUGCACCAAAAAGCAAGUACUAUGACACAGAGUUUACCUUGUGGGACAGGUUUGAAGUUCAAGGAGACAUGACUCUACAAGAAUUCCUAGAUUAUUUCCAGAAAGAAUACAAUCUGGAGAUCACAAUGUUGUCUCAGGGUGUGUCCAUGUUAUAUUCAUUCUUCAUGCCCCCAGCCAAAAGACAGGAGCGCCUUGGACUACCGUUAUCAGAGGUGGUGAAAAGAGUCUCGAAGAAAAAGAUUCCUAGUCAUGUGAAGGCUUUAGUGUUAGAGCUGUGUUGUAAUGACAAAGAUGGAGAGGAUGUGGAGGUCCCUUAUGUCAAAUACAACCUACCACAAUCUUAACAUAGACACCCCAAUAGUGACUCCACUGUGGUGGCAGAAGGUGGCUUCUUCUCAUAUUGAGAGAAAACAGACAGGAAGUGGUGCACAGCCAUUGAAGUGCAAUGAUUAUUUGAAUACUAUAGAAUUGUUGUACAUGUAUUUCUUUAUGCUUUAUGAUUCUGUUUUAAAACAACUAGAAAAUUUGAAAGGGAAAUUAAAAUCUGACUUUUAUAUACAAUGUACAUGUAUUCAUAGCACAAAAACAUUUAAGUAAUGUGCAUAAUAAUUUAUUGUGAAUAAGUGAAUAGAAACUUUGUACAUGGAGUAUUAAAGUCAUUUUGUCUGA